Melopsittacus undulatus (budgerigar) is the source of this 3167-nucleotide messenger RNA. It is a transcript of the gene TMEM72, whose product is annotated as transmembrane protein 72. Bases 347 to 1156 code for a protein of 269 amino acids. The transcript is spliced from 5 exons. NCBI's taxonomy places the organism in Eukaryota, Metazoa, Chordata, Aves, Psittaciformes, Psittaculidae. The record is from RefSeq and is a predicted model, not a curated record.
CCAAAGCUUCACACACACCCCCCUUACCAAUCAUUAAUCACCGCUGGGCCAGAAAAGAGAGCAAGCAGCAGGAAAGGCCGAGUGUUGGCACCCGAGCGGGAGCAGCGGGAAGCAGUGCUGGCCGGUUCCCUGUGGAGGGAGGCAGCUCCCCUUCCGACCACCCUCUGCUGGGAGGCCCCGUGGAGGUGGCUGGUCCUGCGUGCACUGCCCUUUCCUUCAGGAAGGUCACUUGGUCCUGGGUGUCCAAGGCUUCGCGCUGUGGCUGGGAGCUGCUGGGUACGCGUGAGGCAGGAGCCCUGAAGAGGACCUUCUGCCUGGUUGGCACCACAGUCUCCAUCUCUUCACCAUGCGGCACAAGGCAUUUUGGAGUGCCCUGGAGUACACCUGCCGGCUGCUGGGCAUCUCCACUGCAGCAGUGCUGAUCGGUGUGGCCAUAGAAACUCUGCAGCGAGGACAGUUCAAAAGCCUGGCUUUCUAUCUUCUUUUUUCAGGGGUUGCAGUUACUGUCUGUGAAGGCUUCUUCUUUAUCAGUUUGUUCCUGGAGAUGUGCUUCACAUAUGAGCCUGACUCCCUGGCACACGCCUGCUGGAAGCGAGCUAGACGGCCAGGGAGCUUCCAGAAAUUCCUGGGGUACACGCUUCUCUCAGUGGCUUGCUUCCUGCAUCCUGUCCUCAUCUGGCAUGUCACCAUCCCUGGGUCCAUGCUGGUGCUUACCGCCCUGGCCUACUUCCUCUUGAGCAAGAGAAGGAAGAGCCCAGGGCACAAAGAGACGCAUCCUGAGGCAGGCCAAUAUGCAGACCCUUCAGCCACCGUUGCAGCCACAACCAUUGCUGGUGACACUGAGCAGACCUACACCUUCCAUGGGGCCCAGAGGGAGCAGCACCGUUCGCUGCUGGGACACGUGAAAAGCAUCCUGAAGGGCAGCAAGGACAGGAGCCCAGCCCCAGUAGGUCCCACUGAACCAACAGCCCUGCCAGCCCCACGCAAGCAAGUGCACUUCCAGGAGAAGGUGGUGCAGAUUAUCCCCUCUGUUAGUGAGAGCUUGGAGGAUGUGGACAGCGAGGCUGAAGAGACCACGUCAGACACCACACCGAUCCUCACACCACCUGAUGCACCUGUCAUCCUCUCUCCCCUCAGCACCACAGGCCUAUUUUAAGCUGAGCAGGAAUGAGGAUGGGACAAAGCUGCUACCCCUGGCACUGGCAUCUUUCCCUGCCACUUCAGCAGCCAAAGUGCCCUGAGAAGUGGCCUUCCUUGCCCUCCCUGCUUCAGGGUGACAACUGUAUCACCUCCUGCACUCCAUGGUCCCGCACCUUGUGACAGAGCCAGUGGUGAUCCCCAGCCCCUGCAGCUCCGUGCUCAGGAGACAGGUGGUGGUUCAGCCAGGAUAGUGCUGAGACAGUCAGGUUCCUGUUCCCAUGGCUUCACACAUGGGUCACUCCCCUGUUAUGGCACUACACUUCAGAGUGGCUCCUCCUGCCUAACAUCACAGCCAUGGUGUGUGCCUCCCAUGAAGCAGCAGCAGGCAGGAGGAGGGGAGACCACCAUGUCCCCAGGGCAGCCUCUGCUGGGGACAGUUGUCUCCCUCCUGCUCUUGCUGCACAAUGAAGAGCUCAGUGCUGGGACACAUUCAGCACAGGUCGCAUUCAGCAUCUGCAGCAGCUGCACCAGGCCUAAGGCAUCCAAAAUGUCGUUUCAGAGAUGGGAUGAGACCAAGCACACCCCUGGGGCUGGCACCUGCUAAGUGCACUUCCCUGAAACACACUCUGAGCCCUGCAGAGAGAUCACUUCUGGCCUUGGGGACACCUAUGGAGGAGCAAGGACACUGGAGUUUUCUCAUGUCCCAUGCCUGGACAGCCCUCUUGAGUUAGAAGAGCUUUGGGAUGAUGUGGCAGCUCAGGUGAUGAGAUUCAGCACCAUGCUGGCACAGCAGAUUCUGUGGAAGUCCCAAUGUGAUUUAAUUAUGGACCCCAGAGGGCAGAGGCAAUAAUAAAAGUUACAGCACUGUCCCACCAGUCCCCUCCAUGCCAAAUCUUCCAUGAACCCUUUACUUCUGGCUUAAUCCUACCACGUUUUAUUCCCUUUGAGGACCAUCUACCUAUAAUCAGGCAUUUCUCUUCUGUUCAACUCAUCCCCUUGGCUUUCUCCCAACUGAGGACUAAGACUUUCUGCUUCCAGAUGGCAAAUGCUGUUUGUGCCUGUACCAACACUAACACCCUCUCAUCAGUGUCAUGCAGGUCUUUUGGCUGGACAUGGGAGAGAACUUGGGUAUCAUGGUUUUCUCAGGCAUGGGGCGUGAAGCUACACUGACACCACUGCUGGGAUGAAGAGGCACACAGUACUGGGGGGAGGUCGUGGUAAGGAGAGAAGAUCUCUGAGACUUGCUAAAAUUAUUUAUAAGAUAGAAGCCAGUGGGGCUUAGUGAUCUGAGUCUCAAUCACCAUGUUCAUUUAGUAAAGCAGUCGAGUGUGAAAACGUAAAGUGUAGGAGUUCAAAAUCAGAAGGUAAUUGAGAUAAGAACACAGUGCUGUUUCUUAAUAAACUCUUUUUAAGUGACUCUUAAUUUGGGAGAUGGAUUGGGAAGAAGGUGGAAUAUACUGACUCACGGUAUUCGACUGCCUGUAUUUGAUAAUGCAACUCUGUCUACAAGAACUGCUUAUGAAUGGUUGCACACACUUCUCAGUCCUACAAACAGAUAUAAACAAAAAGUUUUUUGUUGCAUCACCAACAUUUAAAUUGAUAGUUCUUAUCAAUAUGUUCUAAACACGAUACAUGGAUUAGAUACUUCCUCCAUCUGGCUGCACAAAUUAAACCUCCUCCCCGUAAUUGCGUGUUGAGGAAGAGUCACGUACACAUCUGCCUUUAAAGAGGUUUUCCACCUGCAAAAAUGUCUUCAGAAAGUUGUGUCCUUUUACAGCCUAACACUGCACAAGUGAUAGCAGCAAGUCCAGGAUCCAGCCACAGCUGUGCUCUUAAGCUAGUGUAUUCAUCACAUUAAUAACUGAACAUGAGGCUGUUUUCCUCUACACUUGGUGACUGAACAGCCUACCUGCACCAACAAAGUUCCUGACCCAGCCAUGCCAACAGGGUACCCCCCCUGCCAACUCUGCCCCUAAAGACUGAGCUUGGAGCUAGCUCCCCACCUCGAACACACAUCUGCUCUGCAA